Molecule: messenger RNA, 807 nt
Organism: Aspergillus tanneri
Lineage: Eukaryota; Fungi; Ascomycota; Eurotiomycetes; Eurotiales; Aspergillaceae
Gene: psf2
Product: DNA replication protein PSF2
Exons: 3
Coding region: 1-807 (268 amino acids)
Biological process (GO): DNA replication; double-strand break repair via break-induced replication
Cellular component (GO): GINS complex; nucleus
Source: RefSeq, a predicted model, not a curated record
AUGGCCUUUCCCCUCCCGCGGGGCAUCACGCCCCCGGAGAUCUCGUUUCUUGCCGAGAUGGAGCUGGUCACCAUUCUUCCGCGACAACGCUUGGAAGGCCUGGACCUGUUAGGUGGCCCUGUCGAUCCUCUCCUCCCUCCCCGCCGUGCCUCCCUUCCCCUCUGGCUCGCCCUACUACUUAAACGCCAACGACGCGCAAAUAUUCUCCCUCCUCCCUGGCUCCAUCCCGAGUCUCUAUCGCUCAUUCUCGACAUCGAGACUCAACAUCAGGACUAUCAACAUGCGUUUUCCCCUCCGCCGCCGCUCCCCGGCCAGCCAGGUCUCGGCGACCGCGCCCAGCAAAGGCCCAUAGCAACCCCUCAAUAUACCCCCGACGGACACCGGUAUUACCCAUCGUCGCCAUUUCUGCCUCAGAAUGUAGCACAGGAUCAUGUCUCGGCUGGAGUGCCGCCGUCAUUGCCGUUUCACUGGCUGGAGAUGGGAACGAUGCUCCUCGACGCGGCGAGCGACGAUCUAGUGGAGCCGGACCAAAUUCGGCGGUUCCUGAAGGAAUUACGGGAAGUGCGUACGGCGAAGAUCAGAUCCGGCGUGGAUGUAUUGGACGCUGCUGCAACGGGGGGAGGCGGGGUGACCCUGACGGGCGUUGGGGCGAUGGAGCUCAGCGAGGGGCGAGGGUUCAUUGCCGGUGUCGUAGAUGGACUAAGACGGAUCGGUGCGUCAAAAGAACAAGCACGACGAGAGCAGAUGGCGGAAGAUAUGGCAAACGGCGGAUAUGACGCGACACAAGACGACGACAUGGAAUUUUGA